Molecule: messenger RNA, 1650 nt
Organism: Sphaerulina musiva SO2202
Lineage: Eukaryota; Fungi; Ascomycota; Dothideomycetes; Mycosphaerellales; Mycosphaerellaceae
Product: MFS transporter
Exons: 2
Coding region: 1-1650 (549 amino acids)
Biological process (GO): transmembrane transport
Molecular function (GO): transmembrane transporter activity
Source: RefSeq, a predicted model, not a curated record
AUGGACGACGAAAGCACGACUACGACUGCCACCAAAAGACCCCGCUUCUUCCCGACUCUCACCGCGACGCGCCUGCAAAUCGCCACGUAUCUGCUCGGGAUUGCGCUGUUCAGCAUUGCCUUCCUCGUCUUCGUCAACAGUAGCAUCUCCUUCGUCGUCACCGACAUCAUUGGCCAGAAAGAGGGCGUCGGCGAUGCAGUGGGUACGCUGGGCUUCGCAGACGAGUGUCUGGCCCUCGUGGCCUGUCCACUCUGGGGCCUGUUGAGUGAUCGCAUUGGUGUGCGGACGGUGGCAGUCCUGGGAUACUCGAUUGUCGCAAUUUCGCUGGCGUGUCUGGUGCAGAGCACCAAUGUCUUCCCAGACUUGCUGAUGGGCAGACUGGGCUUCAGUCUGGGCGCUGCAGCAUGCACUACGAUGGUCACGGCGGUGCUCCCGUCCAUGGUGAUGCCAGCGAGCGCGGCAGAGGAUGAGGACGCUCUAUCAACAAAAGGAGGCUCGAGUGCGGGCACUUCACAGCUCGCUGGCCUUGUCGGCUUCUUUACUGGAGCUGGCGCCCUUGUAGCGCUUUCUAUCUUCUUACCACUUCCUGCACAUCUGCAGCAAGAUGGAUUCGGGCCAUCUGAAAGCGUGCAAGUCAGCUACUACAUUGUUGCCGUGGUGGCGCUUUGCGUGGCUGUGUGUAUAUUCGUUGGGUUGCGCAACCUGCCUGGAGAGGAGAAGAAAAGUAUCAGUGGCCUAUUCCGGGCCCCUUACGACGAGACGACGACCACUGGCCCAGAAGGCCAUCCCCACAUCACUCUGACACCGCAGCCAUCGUAUGUGCUGCUAGCCAAGGAAUCUCUCAAGCUUGGCUUUACAGACCCAGCGAUUGGGCUCGGAUAUCUUGGAGGCUUUGUCGCACGAGCAUCGUCCGUUGGAAUCAGUCUCUUCAUUCCGCUCUUCGUAAACGCGUACUUUGUGCGUACUGGUCUCUGUACCUCGAAUCCAGACAAUCUGACUGAUAUCAAACGGAACUGCCAGCGCGCAUACAAAUUAGCUGCAGCGCUCACUGGCAUCGGCGAACUGGCGGCACUCAUCUGUGCGCCUUUGUUCGGCUGGGCAGGCGGGCGAGCAGCCAGGAGUCAAUCGGAGUGGCCGUUGCUCGCGGCCACAGCACUCGGAGUGGUUGGAUAUGUAAGCUUCGGUUUGCUUAGGAACCCAGAUCCGUUCCACGUGGGUGGGCAAUGGGCAAUUAUCUCUGUAAUUCUGGUCGGUAUGUCACAAAUUGGAGCUAUUGUAUGCUCGCUCGCACUGCUUGGCCGCGGCGUGAACCAAGCCACGUCACGCACAUGCAGGCCUAUAGCUCGCGACUUGCUGCAGAAUGAGUCUACAACGGAGGAAGAGGGCGCACCUCUACUGCAAGAGGUGUCUCGCUCUGGCUCUCCACCAACAUUUGACAGAGCACGACUUUCUGGCAGUAUAGCUGGAAUGUAUAGCUUUGCGGGUGGAGCAGGAAUAUUGAUAUUGACAAAAGUUGGAGGCCUUUUAUUCGACAAGUGGCAUACAGGAGCGCCAUUCUUCCUCAUGGCCAUUUUCAAUGCCAUCCUCCUGGUUGCAAUCGUCGUGAUCAGAGGUGGAUCCCUACUUCAUAAGCACAGAGUGGCAGUUUGA